AGUCAAAAUGAAGGUAAAAAUGAUGGGUCCGCUUAAGAAUGAUUGUUUUGAUAAUUUAUGUCAAGUUGAAGGGGUGAACUGAUUCUUUGUUCAUUAUUUGGAAGCAAUUUCACUGCAUCUCUUAUAAACAAAGCAAGCUGCAAACUUUGAAUUAAAAUUCCUUAAUCUGCAACUGCAAUACUCCACUCAACCAAUCUUCAUUCCUUCCAACUUCAAGGUAAGAAACUCCUACACAAUUUCUCCUACUCUUCAUUACUAAUUAGCGGCAAAAAAAAGCUUAUAAAAUCACCUCGUCUCUCAUGAAAAUAGCCGUCAACUGUUUGUAUAAAGUUCGAAACCAAUGCAUUCGGAAAUGGGUCUCUGUUAAUUCUAUUGAUUGCCAUAAACCCCAAUCAGGGCCUAUUAGAUAUUUGUGGAAGAACACCAGGUUAUAUUCUAGUGAAAAUUGGCAUACUUCUGAUAAAUCUUUGUUAGAUAAACCCCAAAAAACUACCACCAAAAUCUCGCAUCGAGCCGUUGUAAAAGGCGCUCAAGCCGCUUUGUUAGAGUAUUUACAUGUUACUAGGAGUGUUCCAUUUUUGGAUGCAGAGAAUAUGAGUAUAAAUUCACCUCAUUUUCUUGAAAAGUUACUGCAGAAAGUUGAUAAUGGAAGGGAUGUAGGUCAAUCAGUUGCUCGAUUCUUGCGGUAUCACCCCAUUAAUGAGUUUGAGCCUUUCUUCGAGAGUUUAGGUUUGGAACCCUGUGAAUUUACUCCCUUGCUUCCCCGCGAUUUGAUGUUUUUAAGCGAUGAUGAUGUGUUGUUGGAGAAUUAUUAUGUUUUGUGUAACUAUGGAGUUCCGAGAAAUAAGAUGGGGAGGAUUUAUAAGGAAGCGGCUGAAGUUUUUCGGUAUAAGCAUGGUUUGUUGGCAUUGAAACUUCAAGGCUAUGAACAAUUGGGGCUUAGUCAGUCUUUUAUUUCUAAGGUAGUAGCUUGUAGUCCGUACCUUUUGAUCGGGAAUGUAAAUGUAGAAUUCGUAAAGGUGAUGGAGAUUUUGAGGAAAGGCGGAAUUGAAUUCAGUUGGAUUGAGGAGCGUUUGUGGGAGAAUAGGUUUAACUGGAGCCAGAUGCUGGCACUUCUGGGCUUAUUUAAUAAGGAAGGUUUCAGUGAGUUACAGUUAGCUGACCUAAUAAGUCAGAAUCCUGGGAUUUUGUUUGAGGGCUCGGGAGAUACAACACUCUGCUUGAUCGGGUUUCUGUUUAAAUUUGGAUCCUCGAUGCAAAAUAUUUGUUCAAUGUUUGUACGGUUUCCUCUCAUGCAAGUUGGGAAAUUUGUCUAUAAUUUGAGGCGAUGCUUUCUGUUACUGACUGAAAUUGGGAUGGAUGUGAAUGAGAUUGGGAAUAUUGUUCGCUCUCAUCCGAUUUUGCUUGGUUCAUUUACAUUGAAGAAAACCAAUUCCUUACUUGCUCAUCUGAAUGUUGGGAAAAGAAGACUGUGUAAACUCAUUCAGGAAAACCCAGAAGAAAUGAAGAAAUGGAAGAUGGGAUUGAAGGUUGAACGAUUACCAAACUCAUCGGAGGAAUCAAAAAACCUGAAGGCUAAAUUCUUGCUAGAUAUGGGAUUCGUUGAUGACAACCCAAACAAGAUGGAAGAAGCAUUGAAGGUUUUUCGAGGUAGAGGAACAGAAAUUCAAGAGAGAUUUGAUUGCCUCGUGAAAGCUGGUUUGGAUAAGAAGGAUGUCUUUGAAAUGAUCAAAAUAUCUCCUCAAAUACUUAACCAGAAGAAGGAAGUUCUUGAAAAGAAAAUCAAUUUUUAUGCAAAUGAUUUGGGAUUUCCUUUAUCAUAUUUAGUCAACUUCCCAUCAUAUUUGAAUUAUACAAUUCAAAGAGUCAAGCUUAGAGUAACAAUGUAUAGCUGGCUGAAAGAGCAAGGCUCUUCAGAACUUGCGCUGAGCACUCUAAUUGCUUGCACAGAAAACAUGUUUGUUCGGAAGUAUGUAAAACAUCACCCUAGAGGUGUCGAAGUGUGGGAUGACUUGAAGAAUAAAAUUCAUUAGUAAUAGAAGCUGACUGUUGCAUAUGACUUGUCUUUCAUGCCUUUUUGACUGAGAAAAUUGUGGACAUAUUUCAUUGUGCGUAUGGCUGUCCUUCCGAGGUUCAUUGAUUAUAAAUUGUUUGCUCAUUGUGCUAUUGAAGCCAAUUUUUCUGAGCUUAUACUAAAAGGUUGAGCCUAUAUAAAGUAUCCAAUCGCAGCCUAUAUAAAGUAUCCAAUCGCAGGUGCAGGAAAAGAUUUGGAAUUUUUGAGCAACCCAAAUAAGAUGAUUACAACGAGAUUCGAGACAUGCUUGAGCUUUGUAAACGUUUAAAGAUACAGAAAGAUGCAUGAUUGAACUGCGUGCAAGGGUAGAGAAGUUCACCUUCAGUUUCUGUACCUGGUUUUGUGAUGUGGAGUUUGCUCUAUUCUCGGUAGCUUGAGCUGCCAAGUCACUUGCUAGUGCACCUCAUCCAAUGUUCAUGCUUGGAUGCCACUCCGCCUCUUGUUUUUGACACAGUGGUCCGUCGGGCUUUGAGAAUGACAGGACUCCGAGGAGCUAGGACAUUUUGGUGAAAUCCCCUUGCUUCAAUCCUGUAUAGAAGCCUGGAACACUUCCUUAAAUACUCAUUUAAUUAUGUACUGUUUGACAAGCAUUAGAAAGCUAGCAAAUUUAGCAAAGAUUUACUGAACAAACCACCAAUGGCAUGACUUCUAUGUACUAACUGAUGGUUGCUUUCUGUAA
Molecule: messenger RNA, 2753 nt
Organism: Mercurialis annua (annual mercury)
Lineage: Eukaryota; Viridiplantae; Streptophyta; Magnoliopsida; Malpighiales; Euphorbiaceae
Product: transcription termination factor MTEF18, mitochondrial-like
Exons: 2
Coding region: 300-2033 (577 amino acids)
Biological process (GO): regulation of DNA-templated transcription; chloroplast organization
Cellular component (GO): chloroplast
Molecular function (GO): double-stranded DNA binding
Source: RefSeq, a predicted model, not a curated record